Pyricularia pennisetigena is the source of this 732-nucleotide messenger RNA. RefSeq lists its product as uncharacterized. The record is from RefSeq and is a predicted model, not a curated record. Bases 1 to 732 code for a protein of 243 amino acids. The transcript has a single exon. Lineage: Eukaryota; Fungi; Ascomycota; Sordariomycetes; Magnaporthales; Pyriculariaceae.
AUGAGCUUGCAAGAUCUUUACUCUUCAGCAACAACUUCAACAGCAACAACAACAACAGCAACAGCAAACUUUCUGCUCCCGUUGGGAGCGGCAGCACCGACAAUGUCUUUCGAGACAAGCUUCCGCCCGUCCAGCAAGGCGGUCGGCGCCUCGUCCCUGCCCAACCUACCGGCCUUGUUCGUCUGCUUCAUGCUCCUCCUGCAGACGUACCUUGCGCUGGCCAACCCUGCCGCCGCAGCUGCCGCCUCGGCGCUGUUCCCGGGGUACAAGACCCCCUCGCGCAACGGCGACAGGAACACCGACAACCACCACAAGGACGGCAGUGACGAAUACAUCAAGCUCAGCAGGGACCACGACGUGAUCCUCCCGCGGCAACAACGGCAACAACAAUCGGUCGGCUCGACCUGCGACGGCUCCGAGGGGCAGUGGAACUGCAUGACGACCUCGUGGCAGAGAUGCGCGGCGGGCCGGUGGAGCGUCGUCGUCGACGCGGCCGACGGGACGACCUGUCACCCCGGAGGCUUGACUUGGGACUUUGCCAUCGAGGACGGGAGGGGGCAGGGUGGUGGGAACGGAGGGGGCCGCGCCACCAGCAGCGCGUUCCCUGGUCCCGGAUGGGGAUUGAAGGGCGGUAUAGGUGGGGGUGGAGGGGGAGGUGGAAGGCAUUCACUAGGUGAAUGGAGCCUGGUCCUUUUUGGGGGCUUAGGGCUGGUCGUGGGCGGCUGGGUCUAG